CAAUGGGAAGGGCCUGAAAUACGGAAGUGUUAGGGGAAAUACAAGACGGUGACAGGAUGACGAUCCAUAACUUGUACAUCUUUGACAGAAAUGGUAUCUGUUUGCAUUACAGUGAGUGGAACCGGAGAAAGCAAGCUGGGAUCUCAAAAGAUGAGGAGUACAAGCUUAUGUAUGGAAUGCUUUACUCCAUUCGCUCUUUCGUCAGCAAGAUGAGCCCAACAGACAUGAAAGACGGUUUCCUCUCCUUCCAAACCAGCAAAUACAAACUGCAUUACUAUGAGACACCAAGUGGCGUCAAGGUUGUCAUGAACACAGAUUUGAGUGUGGGGAGCAUACGUGAUAUUCUGCAUCAGAUCUACAGCACGAUCUACGUAGAAUAUGUUGUGAAGAAUGCUCUCUGUUCUCUCAAUGAUCCUAUUCAAAGUGAACUUUUCCGAGCCAAACUGGACAGUUACAUACGGAGCCUCCCAUUCUUUUCUGCUCGUGCUGGUUGAGAAUGGACCUUAAGGACUCUUAAAAUAUCCUUCUUGCUCUCAUGAAACGAUGGAGAUCUCCCCUGCCCCCCAAACACUCAGGUUUGCUUUAGAAGAAGUGGGAACAUAUCUGUGAAUGUGCAAAACAAUGGUACAUGCAGCGGCCUGAGCAUUGAGGCAUUUGUACCUUUAAAUAGGUGUGAAAAGGUUAUGUGUUUAACCACUUGUCUGCCAUUCUGUCAGAAACAGUUUUGAAGAACUCUCAAGCAUGCAUCACUGACACUGGUGACAGAUGGGUUUGGGGUGAAUAUAAACUUAACCUGGAAACUACUUUUUGAUUGGUUUUAGUUUACCCCCUUAAUGUAAUGUCAGCAAUGUUUACAAGUAUUAUCAAUUUGUGUUAGUGAACAUUUCCUAAUAAACAUUCAUUUUGUGUGUGCUCUUUUA
This is a messenger RNA of Bombina bombina (fire-bellied toad), 920 nucleotides long. RefSeq names its product trafficking protein particle complex subunit 1 (gene TRAPPC1). NCBI's taxonomy places the organism in Eukaryota, Metazoa, Chordata, Amphibia, Anura, Bombinatoridae. The record is from RefSeq and is a predicted model, not a curated record. Gene Ontology annotation, cellular component: TRAPP complex. Bases 57 to 494 code for a protein of 145 amino acids. Gene Ontology annotation, biological process: endoplasmic reticulum to Golgi vesicle-mediated transport. The transcript is spliced from 5 exons.